AUGACGGUCACAUUCCCUUUCUCUCGGCCGCUGGCCAAACACCUGCUGGCCAGGUCUGCUCGAUCUCUCACGCGACCUGUAUCGGCCAACCAUCUUCUGCGCGUAACCUCCAACUGCAGUCCAAUUGAUGGCCCAUCGAGCUCUCAAUCCAAGGUUGGGAAGUUCGCAUCACUCUCAAAACAAGCUAGAACAUACGCGACGACGUCUGCAAAGCCUGCGAGCCGCCCAAAACAACAUACAGGCCGCACUCCUGCGAAGCGCACCACGUCGACCACAAAAAAGGCCGCUCCAGCAAAGAAACGACCUGCGAGGAAAACCAAAAAGACAACAACCAAGGAGGCAAAACCAAAAGCUAAGAAGCCACUCAGCAAAAGCGCUCUCCUCAAGAAAGCUCGUAAAGAACACACAGACCUCAGAGCUGCGGCUCUGUUCGAAGAGCCCAAACACCUUCCUUCAACAGCAUACCGCCUUGUAUUUGCAGAAGAGACCAAAAAAGGUGGAGGACAGGCUAAAGCUGCUGCUAGAGCCGCAGCUGAGAAGUUCAAGAACCUUACAUUAGAAGAGCGUGAGCGUUACAACCAUGAAGCCAAUGAGAACAAAGCCAAAAAUGACCAGGCUUAUAAAACAUGGGUCCAAAGUCAUUCGCCGCUGGAGAUUAAAUUGGCAAACAACGCUCGACGCCAAUUGACCAAAAAGGCAAGAGCAGCUGGAAAGAAGAAGCAGUACAAACCAAUCCAAGACGACCGGACUGUCCAUCGCCCGAGGAACGCCUACGCAUACUUCUUCAAAGAGAGGAACGACUCAGGCGAUCUUACAAGCAUGACCGUUGGUGAACGUGGCAAAUUGAUAGGGCAAGAGUGGAAGAGUUUGUCGACAUCGGAAAGAAAGAUCUACGAAGAUAAAGCCCAAGCUGACAAGGAUCGAUACUUGGAGGAAUAUAAGACGGUCUACGGCGACGAUCCUCCUUUUACCAAGAAGAAGAGUGGUUAG
Messenger RNA from Cladophialophora psammophila CBS 110553, 990 nucleotides. RefSeq lists its product as uncharacterized. Bases 1 to 990 code for a protein of 329 amino acids. The record is from RefSeq and is a predicted model, not a curated record. Lineage: Eukaryota; Fungi; Ascomycota; Eurotiomycetes; Chaetothyriales; Herpotrichiellaceae. The transcript has 3 exons.